AUGCCAUUCAAAAGAAGUUCUUCAAUCACCGACAUUUGCAAAUACUUCGAAUCCAUAUGCGUUGUCAAGGAACACAAGGAUGAGAAACUUGGUAUAGUGGUGAAGCGUUCCAGCAUUUUAGAUACUUUGUAUAUAUCUGAGAUCAAGGACACCAGCAAGUUUGCGGGCUCCAAACUUCAGGUUGGAAUGGUCAUCUUAACCAUCAACACAGUGAGCCCCAAAACAGUCAAGGAGGUUCAAACAUUGAUGGAGGAAACAGAAGGUGAUUUGACAAUCAUGGCAGCAACCAUUAUCAAAGACAUUGAUAUCGGAAUUCGACCACGAAGACCAUCCAACACAAGCUUCAGUGAGAAGAUCUUAAAAAAUGAACCUGUAUUGGACUUGCCGCUCUCGGGGGUGAUCUCCUGUUACGUUGCUAUGGCGACACUUAUGGGAUUUGCUGUCUACUCAGCACCAUCAGCUUAA
Messenger RNA from Cylindrotheca closterium, 465 nucleotides. The record is from the annotation of a GenBank genome assembly. NCBI's taxonomy places the organism in Eukaryota, Bacillariophyta, Bacillariophyceae, Bacillariales, Bacillariaceae.